Messenger RNA from Parasteatoda tepidariorum (common house spider), 6860 nucleotides. It is a transcript of the gene Rcd1, whose product is annotated as Reduction in Cnn dots 1. The record is from RefSeq and is a predicted model, not a curated record. Gene Ontology annotation, biological process: positive regulation of transcription by RNA polymerase II. NCBI's taxonomy places the organism in Eukaryota, Metazoa, Arthropoda, Arachnida, Araneae, Theridiidae. Gene Ontology annotation, cellular component: NSL complex.
GAAUAUUAUCUUCCAAACAAGUUUAAAUGAAAACAAAUAAGCCUCACCAACUUUUACAAUGCGUAGUAACUUUUUAGAAGAUUCAUUACCGUUAAACUCAGUAUUUAUGUUUCUCUGAAAUAGUCUUAUAAAAAAAAUAAUUAAUAUGAACAUUUUGAUGAGAUUGAAUUGCUUUUUAUUUAUUUAUAUUCACUCUGUUACUUUGUUGAUUUGAACUCUUUGUUCUGUGAUCGUGCAAAAAAUGUCUUUUGAAAUUAAAUAUAUGUCUGUGGAACAAUAUUUAAGAAAAGUAUCCGGGCAAGAAAAAGAAACCCUAAUAAUUGAUCAUAAUUAUGUUAAACCAUGGAAUGCUCAUCCAGAUUCUCAUCGUACUAAGCCUGCUCGUUUGAUUUUCAUGAAAGGACUUCAAAGAUAUCCCCAUCCUUCUUAUAACAUAAAUGAAAAUGAAGAAAUUGACAUAGAAACUUGUGAUGAGCCAGUUACUUCACCAUUUGAUAACAUGAGUACAAGAAAAGUUAUUGAUGAAUUAGAAAGGAAUUUGCUGUUUUCUGCUCAUUUUUCUGACGUUGAACGUAAACCAGAAGAAUUAGACUUGGAUAGCUGUGAUCCUCAUCAAAAGAAACUGUAUCAGCAAGUUAUUAGCAUUGUGAAUUCAGAUAGACUAGCUAAACUAACAUUUAGAGGAACAGUAGAUGAACCACUAAAACGAAGGAUUGCUACGGAUAAAACAUCAAGACAAUUGAGACAGAUGUUUGGAAUGGUAUUUUGGAAUAUUGAACUUUUGUCAUGGCUUCAUAAAAAACUACUCAGCUCUGAUGUUUCCAUAAUGAUAUCUUAUGUGGAAAUUCUACAAACAUUAAGAGCAAAAGUUCCUUUAUUAGUGGAUAGAAUUCUUCAAGCUUGUACUGGAUUUGCUGCAAAUGAUACUGUUAUUCAAUAUUUGAAAAAACCAUGGGAUCCAGUUCUUCCUGUUUUGAGUCAACACAAACCAAAAAAACUACCUGGAAAUGCCAUUAUCUUAAUUUGCCCAAGUUCACCUAAUCAGCAAACCAUUAAUUCUCGUUCUCCAAGGUUAAGGUUUUGGCAUAGUAACCUUAGUUCAAUGUGUAAAGUAAUGAAUAUCCCUGUGACUUUAGAUGAAGAAGUACCUGGUACACUUGAGGAUUGCUUGGAUCAAAUUAUGUCUUCUGUUAAAAAUAAAGUUACUGAGUUAAAGAAUCACUAUCCUAACAGACCUUUGAUACUCUUGGGGUGGACUAUAGGAGGAUUGAUUGCAUGUCAUAUUGCUCUUCAAGCUCCAGUUGAUGCUGUUAUCUCUUUAGGUUUUCCAUUAACUGGAGUUAAUGGUUCUCGUGGGGAUUUGAAUGAUCCUCUCCUGGAUAAUCAAGUACCAACACUUUUUAUUGUUGGACAGUGUGCAAGCAUGUGUUCUACUGAUGACAUUGAAGAUUUUAGAUCACGAAUGAAAGCAGAGACUGGUUUAGUUGUUGUAGGAGGUGCUGAUGAUAUGCUUAGAAUGUGCCCUGCAAAGUUAAAACAGGAGUGUGUGACUCAAACAAUGGUUGAUCGUUGCAUAUUGGAUGAAGUUAGUGAAUUUUUGAUGUCCAUUGUUGUGAAAAUGCCUUCGACUUCAGCUAUUACCUCUACUAAAGCUUGCACACCCAUUAUGGAAGAAGAACCUGAUGAGAUUGAUGUUGAAUGGAAACCUGAAGAUGAAGGUAAAAGGAAAAGAAGGAAACCCAGAGAGUAUUCUCCUGAACUAUCUCCUGUUCGGAAGCGACCCAGGCAUCAUGUUUCAAAACAGGCACCCACUUCUCAAAAAACUAGAAAUUCGCCCUCAAGCUCUGACACAUCAAGUUCUGCUUCAGCUCAUGAAAAAUCAUCUCGUUCAUCCAAAAAAUUAAAAAAAUUAAAAGAAAAGAGACCAAGAAGACAAUCAGUAAGCAAUUGGCGUAAAAGGCAAGUAUCUAAACCUCUUCGACAAACUCCAAAAACUCCACAACCUUCAAAAGAAAGCUUCUUCAGCCAAAGUAUAAACUUUAUUGAGGAAGAAGAACCUGCACCUAAAUCAGCCCCAAAAGAAGUACCUUUUUCUAAAAAUAUUUUGCCAAAAAAGAAUGAUCCUGUUGAUGUAGAAAAAGCCUUUGGGAGAGAUAGCAGCUUCUUGCCUCGUCCUCUAACGCCACCCGAGCCAGAGGACACAGUUUCAGCUGAAGAAACUGAAGAAGCAUUGGCAGAAUUAGAAGCUAAAGCCAAAGAGCCCCAAUCCCAUUCAGAAAGUAUGGUUACUUUUCCCACAAAUGUUUCUGACACGCCUGUAGCUGCCAAAGAAAUAACUUUUUCUACAGUCUUAGACCAGCCUAUAAUGAAUUCUAUUGCUGAGAGUAUAAAAAGUAACUCUAUCGGUCUGGUGCCGUCACCUACCCCAGAAAAUACAACUUCAGAGACAACUUCUUCACCUGCGCCUAUGAUACAAGCAGUAUUUCCACAAAGCAAAUUUUUUUCUUCUACACCUUUAAGUGUCUUAAAAAACUCUGGCGGUAUAAGCUUGUUAGCAAGUAAUCAGGCAACGUCUCCAACUUCUUCUAAAUCAACAAUUAUUACGGUGCCCUCCGCUAGUGCCGCCACCCUUUUAGUUUCAAAUUCUGCUUUCCAAAAUGCUCAGCCUGCUAAAAUGAUUCAGCUCGUUAAAGGCUCAUUCCUAAAUAAAAUUAAAAAAACUGAGCCCAACAGUGGUGAAUCAACAGAGCAGCCAUCUUGUAACCUUUCACUUUUAUCAGAUGUUGCCGGCAUGAGCGAACAACUAUCAAACCAGAAAGAACCACACUCUACGCCCUCAGCUACACUCGUUAAGUUAACUGCUCCUGAGCGUACUCAGUUGCAGGCAAUGAAACUGAAAGUUGUGAAAGCUGUUAACAAUCCACCUCUUCCUGUGCGUGUUGAGACUGCUGAAGAAAUGAUGGAAAAGCAAUUAGCUAUACAGGCACUCAAUAAAAGCAUUGGUGUUGAAACUCCUAGUGCAUCAAAGGAAUCUGGUUACUCCAUCUGCUACACUAAAGCUGAUGGAACUGUUGUGUCUCAUACUAUAACCAGACCUACUACACCGUCAACUGUAACUAGGCCCAGCAUAUCAAGUCUUGCUCAAGGAAGAGGCCGAGCGCGUGCUCCAUUUCGCCCUGGCAAUCCUUUUAGAUUUUUUGAGUAGUUUAAAUUUGCAUAUUAAGUUCAUUCUAAAAUUUUACGAUUAUUCUUACUUCUCGUGUUUUUAUGCAGAGAAGCUGUGUUAAAUAUUUUUUGUGAAAGAAAUUAUUACCAAAAAAAAAAUAAUAAUUCAGAUAUAAUAUAUAUAAUUAGUUUAUAAAAGUAGUACAAAUAAAUAAAUCCUUCCUCCCAACUACUCCUUCUGUAAAUGUUACUUGGCCUGGUGAAAAAAUGUUUCUUUGUUAGUUUUUAAUUUUUAUUCUUUAUUAUUUUACAAUGUGUUCUUUAUGAAUGUAUUAAAAUGAUAGUAUAAAAAUCACAAAUUGGGUUUGCUAUAUUAGCAUGUCAUGGUACAAAACAAAGCAAUUGUUAGCUUUGAUUUUGAGUUAUUUAUUAAGCUUUAAAAACUUUUAAUUUUCUUUAAAAGGAAGUAUAUUUUAUUAUUUUUCCCUUCAAUUAUGUAAACUAAUAGCAUAAAAAUAAAUUUAAAGAUUAAAAAUGUUACACAUUUUGUAAAUUUGAUUUUUUUCUCAAACGUUUUCUUAAUUUGAAUUUUGAAAUGGAAAAAAAAAAAAACUGGACUUGAUUUAAGUCUGAAAAUCCAGUACUUCUUUUUUUUUCCAAUGUGCUAUUGUUAUUUUGAGUAGUUUAGAGAAAUUUAUUAAGCUUUAAAUUUGUUUGAAAGAGGAAAAAAAGUUGAAUAUUUGCCUUUUAUGUGCAACCUGUCCAGUCAUGUAAGAAUUUAAUGAAAAGGCUAAAAAUAUUAAUUUGGUUGAUUUCUUCUCAAAUACCACUUUAGUUUAUAUUUUGAAAAUUCCAGUUGUAAAAUUAUGGCAUGAUUUUUAUGGUAUUAAGUGAUUAAUUUUUAUGGCCAACUGUUAGAUUUUUUUUUUCUUGACAAAUUUUUUUCCCUUCUAUAUUCAAAAUCUUAUCUUUCAUUUUGCUAAGUUAGAUAAAUUGUGUCCUCGUUAAUUGACAUGGUUUAUGAAAUAGGCUAUAUUAUUUGAAAAUGGUAAUACUGUGGCAUUUGAACAAUUAUAUCUUUUGUGUUAAGUUGUUUUUUUAAUACAUGCUAAUGCCUGUCCUGCUUUGAGAUAAAAACCAGCUACACCCAAGGUUAGAUAAAUUUAUUUACUGAAAAUCCUUAUUUAUGUAACAUUUAAAAAAAAGUUUUGGUAAUUCAUUUAUAUGUUUUUUUUAACAUAGAUUCUGUAUCAUCUUUUAAUGCUUAAAAAUAAUAGUAAUAUAUUAUUUUUGAAUUUUAUGUAUAUCCUGCUAAACUUAGCAUUCAAACUGGGGCAUGAAUGGUAUUAUUUUGACAUUUUCAUUGUCAUAAUUGUGUACUAAUAAUGAUUUAUUAUUUUUAAGCAAUUACAAUUGGUUUUACUAAUAGCAAUCGUGGAGGAAUUGGAUAGUAUUAAAAGAUUUCAAACCUUACUUUUCUCAAAACUUUAAAUUUCUCUAGCCCCUCCUGAUACAUCUCUUAAAAAAAGUUAAAUAGAUCAUCAUUAUUUUGCUCACUCCCAUGUAAUAAAAUGCAAAUAUGUUACUAUGUAUUUUACUCAUGUUACUAUGUAUUAUUUUAGUAUAGAAACAAGCUAGAUCUUUAUUUUGCUGACAACAUAAUGUGUGAUAAAAAUGUAAAUUUUGUAUAAAUAUAAAUAUUAUUGGUAUUAUAGGAACAAGAAAGAUUAUCAUAAUUUUGCUGACAAACGCAAACGCAAAUUUUGGAAAUAGUAUGUAUAAUAUAUUAUAGAAAUAAGAUGAAUAAUUUUUUGAAAUUAUUUAAAGUACUUGCAUACUAGUACUAAGAUAUUGAAAUUCAAAUGUAAUUUUUUUAAAAUUUGAUUUUGGGCAAAAAUUUUUAAAUGCAUUUAUAUUUUCAAUAAUGUACUGCUGGUCAAGUUCCAAUAUAGUUGUGAGUAGUAAAAAACAAAACUCUGUUUUUUACUAUUGUGUAAAAUGUGUUAUUAUUAUGAGGUUAUAGAAAGUUUUGAUUAAAAAUAUUGAAAUACAGUUAGUUGCAAAAGUUAGAAUUUAUCUGCUUUGUUCAGAGAAGUUUCUAAUGCAUUUUACCAGAAAGAUUUUUAUUUCAAAAUCGUUUUGAUAUUACUAAAAUUUAUUAGUCAUCAGGAAUGCUGUUUUAUUUUGAUGUUAAUUUUGUGUAUGUUAAUUUUGUUUGCAAAAUAAUUUUAAAAAUUGAUACCUUCUUGGAUAAUAAAAUAGAACCUCGAUCGAUCAAAUGUAAUUUAUUUCUUGAGGAGGAUUUUAAUCCAAAAAAAAAAACAGUUUUAGUUAACAUAAUUUUUUUUUUUCAUUAUUUAAUUCUUAACAAAAAUUUUAUUUCCUUAUUGGAAAAAAAAAAUAGAAGAUAGCCUAAGUUCUGUGACAGUGGAGCUGAUUCUGAGUCAUUAAAAUAGUUGAAAAAGUUUAAUUCAUUUUAAAUUAAGAGAUUGGAGAUUUUUAUUAUUGAAAUAAAAAUUCAAAUUAAAUAUGUAAUGGGUGAUAAUGAAUCUGUUUAGUUCAUUUAAUGCAGACCCCUCAAGCCAGAUACAGUGUGAAUAGUCUCUAAGUUUCUAAAUGAUUUAUUUUAAAUAUUUAAAUAAGAAUCUUUUAAAAAAAAAUAAUAAGGAUUAUCAAAUGUCAUGUCUAUGAAACUUUUUUACAUGUUUAUGAAUAAUAUGAUUAUAUUUAAUAUUAUUUAGCAUGAUUUAUUUCAAUGUACUUCUACUUACCUUUUUACUUCAUAGCUAAUUUUUUAGCUUCAUAGUUAAAAUAGAAGAUAUAUUGACUUGUUUCUCCCUGCUUGUGUUGCUCUUUUCUCAGCAUGACUACAUGGGAGUGAUGAAAACUUUAAUAGAGCAAAACAGUAUUGUAAAAUUAAACCAUUGAAAAAAUUUGCCAUUAAUUAGAAAUUGAAUCAUAAAAUUAACCUAUAGAAGGAAAUUUUUAAAAAAAAUGCCAUUGUGAACUUGGAAGCAAAAAUGUCUUUAAUUUUUCCUUCCAUGAUUGUGCUUUUUCUACCUCGACUCUCACAUUCAGAAAAGUAGUGGUGUCGACUUUUCUUACAUUUCAGCUAUGAAGCGAAAAAAAUUUUUUUAAAUUAUACUUUCCGCUUCAGUUUUCUUGGGAUAUUUCUUUCAUAAGAUAUCAACUGUUUAAAAAAUCUGCUUAAAACCAAUGUUUACAACCAAAAUGAAUUAGGUAAUGUUACAAUAAAAGUAAUUUGGAGCUCUCUUCAUUGACUUGAAGUUUCAAAACUCACCCAUUUAUGAUGUUACUUUUUUUUAAUUUUUUAGAAUAAAUAUUUAUAAAAUAAUUUAGAACUUGCCUUAAAAGCUUAGAUAUAUGGACAACUUUAAGCCUCAUAUAUGUUUGAUAUGAUUAUGCUUAGUUACAGACUGAAGACAAAGUAAACCAUGUACCUUAAAAGUUAAGUGAUUGUACAGAAUUUCUAAAAUGAAUCAGUUCAAAUAUAAUGAAUUCGUGUUCUUCUUAUUAAAUAAGUUUUUUAAAUUGAAUUUUGUAAAAUCCAAUAAAAUGUUUAAAUGCUCAUUAGCUUAUAUUCUUUAUCCUUUUUUCUGUACAUUGUAAUGUGAUUACUAACCAUAUGAACCAUAUUUGUUUGUCACUUGUAAAUAAAGUUUGCUUUUAAAGCA